Astyanax mexicanus (Mexican tetra) is the source of this 3176-nucleotide messenger RNA. It is a transcript of the gene gna13a, whose product is annotated as guanine nucleotide binding protein (G protein), alpha 13a. The coding region runs from base 60 to 1187 and encodes 375 amino acids. Gene Ontology annotation, molecular function: GTPase activity; guanyl nucleotide binding; D5 dopamine receptor binding. The transcript is spliced from 4 exons. The record is from RefSeq and is a predicted model, not a curated record. Gene Ontology annotation, cellular component: brush border membrane; heterotrimeric G-protein complex. Gene Ontology annotation, biological process: adenylate cyclase-activating G protein-coupled receptor signaling pathway; Rho protein signal transduction. NCBI's taxonomy places the organism in Eukaryota, Metazoa, Chordata, Actinopteri, Characiformes, Acestrorhamphidae.
GCGCACUGAGCGACGCGCGCUCCCGCGAGUGAUGGAUCCAUGAAGUUGUUAGUACAAAAAUGGCUGAUUUCCUGCCCUCCCGGACGGCUUUAGUCUGUAUCCCCGCUUGUUUUCUCUCCAACAACGAAGUGGAGCAGCAGAGGAAGUCCAAGGAGAUCGACAGAUGUAUUUCUCGGGAGAAGACCUACGUGAAGCGCCUGGUGAAGAUCUUGUUACUCGGAGCUGGAGAAAGUGGCAAGUCAACUUUCCUCAAACAAAUGCGCAUAAUUCAUGGGCAGGACUUCGAUCAGCGGGCCAAAGAAGAGUUCCGGGCUACGAUCUACAGCAAUGUUAUCAAAGGAGUACGGGUGCUGGUGGAUGCCAGAGAAAAGCUGCACAUCCCUUGGGGAGACCCUUCGAACCAGGCCCAUGGAGAGGUCAUGAUGGGCUUUGACACACGCUCGUCCAUGAUGGUCCAGGGAAUAGUUGAGACCAAAGUUUUCCUGCAUUAUCUGCCAUCGAUCCGCUCACUGUGGGCUGACAGCGGCAUUCAGACUGCCUAUGACAGAAGGAGAGAGUUUCAGCUGGGAGAAUCUGUGAAAUAUUUUCUCGAUGGUUUGGACAGAAUUGGGCAGCUGGACUAUUUACCAACCCAGCAGGACAUACUCCUGGCAAGGAAGCCAACCAAGGGCAUCCACGAGUAUGACUUUGAGAUCAAGAAUGUUCCGUUCAAGAUGGUGGAUGUGGGAGGACAGCGGUCAGAGCGCCGUCGCUGGUUUGAGUGCUUUGACUGUGUCACUUCUGUCCUCUUCCUUGUCUCUUCUAGUGAGUUCGAUCAGGUUCUCAUGGAGGACCGUCAAACCAACAGGCUCACAGAGUCCCUCAGCAUAUUCGAGACCAUCGUCAACAACCGCGUCUUUUCGAAUGCGUCGAUCAUUCUUUUUCUGAAUAAGAUGGACCUGCUGGAGGAGAAAGUUAAGCUUGUGUCUAUUAAAGACUAUUUCCCGGAGUACACAGAGGAGCCCCACGACCUCUCUGAAGUGAAAAAGUUCCUAGUAGAGUGCUUCCGCAGCAAACGCAGAGAGCAGCAGAAACCGCUGUAUUACCACUUCACCACUGCCAUUAACACGGAGAACAUCCGACUCGUCUUCCGGGACGUCAAGGACACUAUCUUGCAUGAAAAUUUGAAGCAGCUUAUGUUGCAAUGAGAGAGAUGUCCUAAACAAUCAUUCCAUUUAAUUUCUGUUUGUUUGUUUUUUGUUUUGUUUUUUUUUGGCUUCAGUAACAGCCCUGAAAGGCCACCUGCCCAAAGCAGGUGAAUUCUUCUACUGACUGAUGACCACCUUACUGAGGUCCACCAUAGUGUCCCUUUUAGCUUUCUUGCAGGACUCACUUGAAUGGUUAUCCAGAUAUUUUUUUAUUUUAUUUCUGUUGCCUACAUUUCUUUUAGCGCCUUUGUUUUAGUGUGAUCAAUUUUUUUUUCUUUAAUUGUUUUAGAAACUUUGUUUUGGUGCUUUAAGCUAUCCACUUGAUUCACUGGGCCACCUACAACAUGCACAACAUUUUGUUUUGAAGCUGCUAUUACAAAGAAAAAAUAUUUCUGGUAAUGGUAUCAAAAAGCCUUAAACAAUGUAUGUCGAAAAUGUGUUUGGUAGAUGUUAUAUUUAUUUAAUUUUUUUUAUUUUUUUUUAAGUUUUAUUUUAGUAACCCUGGGGACAGGUGGACUGGACAGAGUUGGGUUUACCAAAAGCAUCUCAGAACAAAGAUGAAUCUAUGCAUAUAUCUAAUCUAAUAUUUUAGUUAAAGUGAACAUCACACUGAAUAUUCUCUCCACCAGUGCAGAUGGGCUUAACAAAAUGAUGCUUUUGGGAAACUGGCCAUAGUUUCAGUUUUUGUUUAGCUUCUGGCUUUCAUAUUUGUGGGACAGGUAUGGACACGCCACAGGACUAAGCAGUUUGUAAGUGUCGCUGAACUGUACAUCCAUAGUCACACUCCAGUUGCUAACUGACUAGUUGUAAGCUUGGUGUAAUCUUAGUUAAUUAAGACUCAGGGCUGUAAAUAGGCAUUGUAGACUCAUAAUCAAGAAGCGGCCAUUCAUGAUUGGAUUUAUUUCUUGCAAAUUUCUGGUUUUAUUGAUCAAAUCCGGGUGUUUGGUUCCUCCCCCCCCCCCCCCCCCGUCCUCUUCUCUAGCCCAAGCUCUGAACGGCACCACAUCAGUGCGCUUGUAUCACACUGAAAGUGCAGAAUCCCAGUUAAGGUACCUGUGUAUGUAGUGCUGUUGUCUUUGUUGUUUUAAAAAGGGAAUGAAUCUUAAAUGAUGUCAUUUUGUUAUAUAGAGUUUAUGUUGUACAGAUCCCUUGUCUAUAAUUUUAAAUCACAGCCUGGUAUUUUUUCAAUUUAAUAUUUCCUUUAAAGUAAAGGGUGGCCAGCGUUAUCUAUGAAUGCCUUCCUAUGGUGGUUUAUAUAUAAAUCUUCCAGAAAUAGAAGUGUAUAUACGCAUUUAUCUUGUCAGAUUCAUGUCGGAUGCCAAAAUUACCUUAUGUCUUAGUUUAUGUUGUGUACAGUUUAGCCUCAGGGUAUGUGGUGUGGUUUAUUUUUGGGCAGGAAGCAGAUUUUCUUUUAAAUCUAGAACAAGACUUUCUGAUAUUCAGCUUUAUUUUCUUCAAUCACUCUUCACAGCGCAGUGUUGUAUAAUUUGCCAUCUCAGAGGAAGCAGCUUCCUCCCUCCAUUUUUUUUCCUCUCAGCUCUGUAUGAUUGAUUAAACCUCUCACAGGACGUUGUGUCCUCCACAUCUCGCUUCUUGAAGUACCUUCCUGGUUGUAUAUGUAUCAAAUGAUCUUUACAAUGAUUUGAGCUUACUGUAACUUUGAAUAAGAAGUUAUCACUUGACUUUAAUCUGACUUAUGGUGGUAAAUUGAUAUUUUCUGAUGACUGGCACUGUUUUUUUUAUGGUUUGUAAAACAGUUUGCUCAGUUUAGUCAUCACCCACAACAGAUGUUUUCUUUGUGUACAGUAUCGAUAACAUUGUUUUCAAUCACUUUUGUAUAACUCAUUUUGGUCCAUUAAAUCUGACUAUUUUACAGAGAUACAAGACUUGAGCAGUUUGGUUUGUGACCUAUGGAUUUUUAAAAAGUGAUAAAGCUGCAUGUCUUAAUGUAAAUCAUUUUGAUUUAUCUAAAGAUAAAGUGGAUUGUGU